Messenger RNA from Babesia sp. Xinjiang, 3387 nucleotides. RefSeq names its product DNA primase small subunit. Gene Ontology annotation, cellular component: proteasome activator complex. The transcript is spliced from 21 exons. Gene Ontology annotation, biological process: DNA replication, synthesis of primer; pyrimidine nucleobase biosynthetic process; CTP biosynthetic process. The record is from RefSeq and is a predicted model, not a curated record. Lineage: Eukaryota; Apicomplexa; Aconoidasida; Piroplasmida; Babesiidae. Bases 1 to 3387 code for a protein of 1128 amino acids. Gene Ontology annotation, molecular function: identical protein binding; CTP synthase activity.
AUGAAUACACGCAAGUUGUAUGGAACGUGUUCGAAAAUCGAAUUUUGCAGUCCAAGAUUGAUAAGUUCCCUUGAGCGUUUCAUACCACUGUUAGAUCAUAGUUCAAGCUACGUAGCUGUGACACUAGUUAAGCUGAAUGAGGUCGACAACAUUGCGACCACUACCAUUUGUGCCCCGUUGUGGCUCAUCCAACAACAGGAAUGUCAGAGCAUCGACCACGCCUUGACCGGUGAAGGCAUGUCCAUUUAUCUUUUUCGGGAAUGCGAGGCAGAGAUUCGUGGCGUAGCAUCAGAGAUAACAGGCACUAAGACCCUGCUUAACUUCAAAGUUGUUCAUGGACUGGAGAUCACCUCAGAAGCUGACCUCUUCUUCAACUAUAUUCAUCGGGUGACCCGAGAAGAUUACAAAAAGAUAUAUGAAGUACAACGUCUCAAUGUAGAUUUCGACUUAUAUCCCGACACACUUGGCAAAAUGAUAGUCUCAUGCAUUGAAAGCGACACCGACAUUUUAAGUAUGGCUUAUUCUGAUGAUGCGGUGGUGACCGAAUCUAAUCUUAGAUUCUACUACGGUGUGUCGACGUCGUUUUCUGUUAAUCCGCUGCAGAGAAGCUUUGCCCAGUACGUGACAUGGUACGAUGGUUGUCAUACGAAGCGCGAGACGGGCGACAGCGUUUCUGAAUUUUAUAUGCGAUGGCAGUCCUUUGAGAAUCACCAACAGCUACAAAAUGCCCUAAGCGGCCGUGACAGUGUACCGUACAAGAUGGAUAUUGGCGCUAUAUACAACAAGCCGGUUUCUCUGAUGCAACUUAGCGGUAGUGACUUCCACGCCGUGGAGCGCGAGUUGGUAUUUGAUAUUGAUAUGAACGAUUACGAUGACCUUCGUACGUGUUGCAGUGAUAAACGUAUCUGCCACAAGUGUUGGCGCUUUAUCAGUAUUGCAGCUGAAAUUUUGACUCGUAGUCUGACUGAGGAUUUUGGAUUCAAGGAGAUAAUGUGGGUAUACUCUGGUCGUCGUGGCAUUCACGGUUGGGUGUGUGAUGCCAAAGCUCGUGCGCUUCCUAACGAAGCACGUAGCGCUAUAGUUGACUAUUUGACGCUGAUUUCUGCCGAUAACCACAAAAAACGUGCGAAUCUAUUCGGCACGGAAGACCACCCGGCUGUUAAUCGGGCGUUUGACAUCUGUUAUCGCAACUUCGAUGAGCUGCUUCGUGACCAGAACUUCCUUUCAGUACCGCAUCAUCUGCAGUCAACGCUGGAGUACAUCACUGAUCGUUAUCCCAGGGCACGUCAAGUACUACAACGAGCAAUCAACGGGGCGGUGCCUGAUUCGGUUGUUUUGUUUACGGAGUUGUGCAAGGAGCUUGAUGUUGACACACCGUCCGACUAUCGUAACAACAAACGUUCCACUGUAGGAAGACAUGACUCAUUUCCAGCUGCUUUCAAAGAAUUGGUACUUGCCUUUUCCUACCCCAGGCUGGAUGCGGCAGUGACGAAGGAUACGGGACAUUUACUGAAGGCACCGUUUUGUAUACAUGCUAAGACAGAGCCCGAGAAGAUUGGCACAUUUAGGCCAGAGGAUGUGCCUACAUUGCGUGAUAUGCAAGGUUCACCUCUAGUCCCGUACGAGCGUUUUUUCCGCGAGCGUUUCCUGCAAAGUUGUCUUAUUAAUGGCGCUAAAGGCACCGUGAUGAGUAGCCUUGGCGUUCUUCUUCGGUCGUUCAACAUCUCCUGUACCGCAAUCAAAAUUGACCCUUACCUCAACCUAGACGCUGGCACAAUGUCCCCUCAUGAGCAUGGCGAGGUUUACGUUCUAGAGGAUGGCGGUGAAGGUGACCUUGACCUUGGCAACUAUGAGCGCUUUUUGAAUCUGAAAUUGACUAGCGAUCAUUCCAUCACCACUGGAAAGAUCUUCACACGUGUAUUCGAGAAGGAACGUCGUGGUUGUUAUCUCGGUAAAACGGUACAGGUAGGAUUGAACUCCAGAUCAAAUAAGCAUCGGCAGAUGGUCCCCCAUGUUGUAGACGAGAUUAUAGAUUGGGUUACUAGCGUCAGUGAAAAACAGGUAGACCGCAUGGGAUGGCGCAAGCCAGAACUCUGUAUGCUGGAGAUAGGUGGUACCGUAGGAGAUAUUGAGUCAGAGAUAUUCAUGGAAGCAGCACGCCAACUUAAGCUUAGGCUAGGUAGUCAUAAUGUAUGUCUGGCUCUUUUGUCCUAUGUACCAGUCGUUGGGAGCAGUAAUGAGCAGAAAUCAAAACCGACGCAGCAUUCGGUCAAGGAUGUUGCACAGAAAAUCUUGAAAUUACUCGAUUUCGUUCCUAAAAUGGACCCACCUUUACCCAAAUUGUACACACUGUCAAGCUGGAGUAGAUUUGUACAAAGUGCUGAAGGCUCUGUUAGAAUUGCAUUGAUUGGCAAGUAUAACGCUGCUAAUGACGCCUACCUCUCUGUAAUGAAUGCCCUGAAACACUCUGCAAUGGACGCAGGUUACGCACUCGACCUGGUCUUCUACGAAGCUGAAAAACUUGAAAGUGAUCCCUCCAAGCUUGCGGUUUUGGAUUUCGUGCAUGAGUUUGAUAGUGAUGCGGUACACGGAGAGAUGGUUGAUGCACCUGAAGAGAAACAAGCUAUUAUUGCGAUGCCAGAGUUCCUUGGUGAUGCCGCAAAAGGGGGUACCAUGAGGCUAGGUGUCCGUGAUACACUUGUUGCCAAAGGAUCGUUAGCAUAUCAGCUGUAUGACCACGAAACAAUUGUUCAUGAACGUUAUCGCCACAGACUUAACGGUUUGUCCGUCGAUCCAGUUGAUUCGGACGUCAAGGAGCAGCACCGUGCCUUCAAGGAGGAGCAAGCUUGUGGUAGGACUGAAGCUGUAUUUGCCCAUAUAAGAGUUGUACAGAAGGAGAAGUCGUCGCCAGGUGGCCUGUUUCACGCGCAGGACCUUGACACGGUAUCGUAUCGCGUUUCCGCAAUCGAUGAUUCUGAUGGCAAAAGGGCUAAACGUACUAUAGAUGAGAUUUUGGAUGAGCUUGAGGCCAUCAAAUCUGAAGCAUCCGAGUUAAUAGAGAUUAUCGGCAACAUUAAGCUCUGGAUACAACUCAACGUCCCGCGCAUAGAGGACGGGAACAAUUUUGGUGUUGGUAUUCAAGAAGAGGUAAUACUGGAGCUGACGCGUGUGGAGGAUACAGCAUUCAACCUGUUUGACUCCAUCGUGAAGUACUACAUGGCAAGGGCAAAAUUGUGCACCAAGGUCAUAAAGUAUCCUAAUGUAUGCGAUUACAGCGAGGCAAUUCGCGAGCUAGAUGAAAAGGAAUGGAUACACAUCAAGAUAACGAAUGUAGAUAUGAGAAAUAAUUACAGUAUGAUAUAUGACCUGUUAUGCAAGGCAUGUUGA